AUGUACCGCACAGCGAGCAUAUUAUAUCAACGUGUAAACGCGCAGUGCUCCCUUUGCGACCUAAACCAGGCGCCUCGCAGCAGCGACAGUAGCAUCGCCGAACAUGCGGGCAUCAACGAGAAGGCGCUGCUACGGAAGCUGGACUAUCGGCUGUUGCCUCCUUUGACUGUCCUGUAUCUGUUGUCGUUUCUCGAUCGGAGUAAUGUCGGCAAUGCUCGGUUGGAAGGCAUGGGUACCGAUCUUGAUAUGUCAGGAGACCAAUACCUCACCGGCCUCACGCUCUACUUCAUCGGAUACGUGCUCUUCGAAGUCCCAUGCAACAUCGUCCUCAAGAAGACCACCCCGCGCGCCUGGCUGCCGACCUUGACGCUGGUCUGGGGCAUCGUCGCCACGCUCUGCGGGGUGGUUCAGAGUUAUGCUGGUUUUUUGAUUUCGCGACUGGCACUGGGAAUUGCAGAAAGCGGACUCUUCCCCGGCGUGGUCUUCUACCUGAGCAUGUGGUAUAAACGCAACGAGCAGCACUACCGCGUGGCUCUGUUCUUCAGCGCCGCCUCGCUGGCGGGGGCCUUUGGAGGGAUUCUCGCCUGGGGAAUCGCUCACAUGCGCGGCGUAGGAGGCUACAACGGCUGGCGCUGGAUCUUCAUCCUGGAAGGGCUUUUGACCAUCAUCAUGUCCCUGGCCGCCUACUUCUGCGUGCACAACUACCCCGCGACCGCGACCUUCCUAACCGCCGCGGAGCGCAAGCACAUCCAAGCGCGCCUCUCGCACGACAGCGACGCCACGCGCCACGAGCACUUCAGCUGGCCGGCCGUGGGCCACGCAUUCCGGGACCCGAAAGUCUGGCUGUACGGGCUGGCCUUCCACACGCUGUCGCUACCCCUGUACACGCUCUCGUUGUUCAUGCCCACCAUCAUCGCGACGCUGGGCUACACCGCCGCGCAGGCGCAGCUGCUGACCGUCCCGCCCUACGCCGUCGCCUUCCUCCUCACGCUCCUGGCCGCCGUCUUCUCCGAGCGCACGCGCCGUCGCGCCCCCUUCAUCCUGGCCGGCACCGCCCUCGCCGGCGUGGGAUACAUCCUGCUGCUGAGCGACCCCCGCCCGGGCGUCUCGUACGUCGGCACCAUCCUCGCCGCCGCGGGCAUCUACCCCGCCGUGGCCAUCGUGCUGGCCUGGCCGGCUAAUAAUGUCUCCGGCCAGACCAAGCGCGCCAUCGCCAAUGCGCUGCAGAUCUCGAUUGGGAAUCUCGGCGCGGUGCUGGGGACUCAGCUGUAUCGCACGGAGACGAAACCGAGGUAUUUUCUCGGGCAUGGGUUUGCGUUGGGGUAUCUGGUGGGGAAUCUGGCGGUGGUGACGGCGUUGUGGGGGGUGCUGCGCAGGGAGAACCGGAUUAAGGCUUCGUUGCGCGCGAGUCAGGGUGGAGGGGGGGUGGUUGUUGUGGGGGAGUUCGGAGAGGAUGAGGCAUUUUUAGGAGAUGAGGAUCCUAGGUGGGUGUUUCAGACUUGAGAUCCUCUCCAGACUCAAUUCUAGAUGAUAUGUGCAUUUUACUGUGUGACAGAGAAUGGUGGACAAGAACUGUAAGUAUUCGCCUGCCUGUGGGAGAGGUAGAUGAAGAAAGUCCUGCCAGUUUCCAUGAAGUCGAUUAAUGAACAUGCAUAGAGGUAGCAUUCGGCUUGUCGCAAAUUCCCUCAGAUCA
Aspergillus saccharolyticus JOP 1030-1 is the source of this 1693-nucleotide messenger RNA. Its product is annotated as MFS transporter. Gene Ontology annotation, cellular component: membrane. Gene Ontology annotation, biological process: transmembrane transport. NCBI's taxonomy places the organism in Eukaryota, Fungi, Ascomycota, Eurotiomycetes, Eurotiales, Aspergillaceae. The coding region runs from base 1 to 1503 and encodes 500 amino acids. The transcript is spliced from 7 exons. The record is from RefSeq and is a predicted model, not a curated record. Gene Ontology annotation, molecular function: transmembrane transporter activity.